AUCCUAAAUGACAAGUCAAACCAAAUCCGACAGUUUGUCAUCUGAUUUGUUUCUCGAUAAACAUAAUUGAAUUCAACCUAUCAAAACAAUUUAACAAUUGAUGGUUGUCCUCCAUUAAAAAAAUAAAUAAAUAAAUAAAUAAAUCCACAUAGUUUAGUAGCACUAGCAGCCUUUGAGAAUGCUUCAUAAUUUCGAAGUUGCCAUCUUCAAUUUGAAAGGAAUCACCCAUUAUUCACAUAGUAGCAUACUAGCAUAGACGAUACUUCAACUUCCUCCAAACAAAUAAAAAAAAAAAAAAAAAAAAAAAAAAACAUAUUCGAAUAAAACUAUCUAAUACAAUUAGACCCGAUCCAGGAUGUACAACCGGGGUGGACUUUACUUCCUUACUGGACUCGGCCUAAUACAACAUGUCCAACAAUUUCGGCCCAAAACAAAACAAAAGAGCUCUGUAAUUCCGUAUUCAUAUUUCUCUCUCCUCCCUUCAAUUCGCAAUCAAUCAGAUUUCCCCCAAAAAUUGAAAAAAUGGGUCGACCUUCAUCUGUAAUCGAAAUUCCGGAGCCCCGAAACCGCCGCUAUUCGCCGGAUUCCGACGAUUCCAGAGAGCGUUACCGUCGCCGGAGAAGUCGCAGCCCUGUUUUCCGGCGUAGCCGAAGUCCUAUCCGCCGUAGAAGCCGCAGUCCUGUACCCCGGAGAAGCAGAAGCCCUGUUUUCCGGCGAAGCCAUAGUCCUGUUUACCGGAGAAGCCGUAGUCCUGUUCGCCGGAGAAUCCGGAGUCCUGUGCUCCGGCGAAGUCCGGAGUAUCGGGAAUAUAGGAGGGAGGAUUACAGGAGAGAGAAUAAUGGUAGGGUUCCGGAAGAGGAAUCGGAUGAGGAAUUGCGAGGGUUGAGUAAGGAGGAGUAUCGGAGGUUGAAGAGGCAGAAAUUGAGGAAAUCGUUGAGGAAUUUCUUCUGGAAGGUUACGCCUAGUCCUCCUCCCAAUGAAAACGAUGCGUUUUACGAUCGCGAGGAGGAGGUUGAAGAGGAGAGAGAAAAUGGUGAUGUUGAUGGUGGUUUGCAGAGAGAGAAGAGGAAUUCUAGGUCUGCAAGUUCGGGUUCGGGCUCCGAAUCGAGGAGUUCGAGUUCUGAAUCGGAGGAAUCGGAUAGGGAGAGGAGGAGGAGGAGGAAGAGAGGGAAAGGGGUGAGUGAAGGUAAGAGGAAGAGGAAGGGUUCGAGUUCGAGGCGAAAGAGGAGUUGGAAAUCUGAUGAUUCUGAUAGUGAUUCUGGUAGGGAAGAGAGUGAGGAUGAUUAUUCAAGCAGUGAAGAUGAGGGUAGGAAGGGAAGAAGGCGGAAAUCGAAGUCGAAAUCGAGGAGUAGUAGGAGGAAGAGGGGAAGGAGUAGCAAGAGGAGGAGGAGAGAGAGUGAUUCUGAGAGUGAGAGUGAGAGUGAAAGUGGAGGCGAGGAGAGUGAUGGAGGGAAGGCGAAAUCGAAGAGGGGUAGCAAGAAGAAGAGGGGCACUAAGAAGAAGAGUGAUGAGGGUAGUGGCAGUAGUGAAUCAGAGAAAGAGGAGAAGAUUGCAUUGGAUGAUUCAAAUUUGAAUGAAUCAAAUCCUGAGGCAUUGAUGUUGAAAGAAAUGUUAGAGUCGAAGAAGGCGGCGGCUUUGGUUAAUGAGCCACCGGUGGGGCCACAGCCAUUGCCGAAAGCUGAAGGGCAUAUUAGUUAUGGAGGUGCACUUAGGCCUGGCGAAGGUGAUGCCAUUGCACAGUAUGUUCAACAAGGGAAGCGUAUCCCACGUCGUGGAGAAGUGGGGCUUUCGGCUGAUGAGAUAUCGAAAUUUGAGACACUUGGGUAUGUGAUGAGUGGUAGUAGACAUCAAAGGAUGAAUGCCAUCCGUAUUAGGAAAGAAAACCAGGUUUAUAGUGCAGAGGAUAAGCGGGCUUUGGCUAUGUUUAACUAUGAAGAGAAGGCUAAACGUGAGUCUAAGGUUAUGACUGAUUUGAAGAGGCUUGUACAACGUACCAUUGGCGAAGAAGUUGAUCCUAACCAUGAUCCCUUUGGUCCCAAGGAUGGCGAGGAUGCUGAACCGUAAUCUAUGUGCUACUUGAUGGCGGUACUUCAGUGUGGCAAGUUUUGAAUGCAAGCUUGAAGCUAUAGGAAUGGCUGAUAAGGUGGGCUGUAAGGGUUCUACUGCUUGUGCAAAAGCAAAUUUUGUAUGGAUCAAAGUUUUCUGAUCUACUGUGGAAUUCUUAAUUUCCAAGAAGUGGUUUUCAUAGGCAGCAGUAGUCGUAUCAAAAUAUAAAUGAUCCCAGAUAUUCAAUAUACUUGUAGAUUGCAUAAUGGAAAUCUCUUACCUGAAUGGAAGCUUUUUGGCUUUUAAGCAUCAGAAACUUGGAUCUGCAGAAUACAUUUGGGCAUUUGAAGUGCCAGGAAAAUUUCUAUGACGACUUAUGAGGUGACUACAUUAAGAGAUAUAGUCUCAGUCCAAAUGAUGAAGACUUGUGUCAACUUUUAGUUUAACACUUGCGAUAAUGGUUGGUUGAAAUGUUGUUAAGGAUGUAUUUUGCUGCAAAGAUGGUGAUUCAUACUUUGAUGUCAGAUGAAUUACUCUGUAGCUUCUUGUCUUGUGUAUGUAUAAUUUUUGAGUAUCUUUGUGUUCCAAUUUGCCUUUCAUUUGGAAACUUGACUUAUUAGUUAAUUACAACUUUACAAGUAUAUGUUCAGGACAUUUAUAUGUUAAA
Messenger RNA from Chenopodium quinoa (quinoa), 2713 nucleotides. Its product is annotated as NKAP-like protein. The record is from RefSeq and is a predicted model, not a curated record. The transcript is spliced from 2 exons. Gene Ontology annotation, molecular function: chromatin binding. NCBI's taxonomy places the organism in Eukaryota, Viridiplantae, Streptophyta, Magnoliopsida, Caryophyllales, Amaranthaceae. The coding region runs from base 523 to 2064 and encodes 513 amino acids. Gene Ontology annotation, biological process: regulation of gene expression. Gene Ontology annotation, cellular component: nucleus.